GAGCAGGAGCAGGAGCAGGUCGCCAGGUUACGUGGAGGUGUUAAAAAACAUUGGGCUAACCCUCGUGGACUUUGACACUAGGGAUUUCAAGGGAAAUUCGCCUUGUCAGUCUUCAAAAUCUCACACCUACCGUCAACCACAGAAGUUCGCGCUCGUGAUAUGUGCUGACAUUUUUAUUUACUCUAUUUAUUUCUUAAAAUGAGUACCUCAAAGACCAUAUUGUUAGAUCGCUUAGACGAGUAUCUCGACACUUACAGUGGGCGAGAUAAAUUUCUUAAAGCUCUGUGUUACUCAUUAAAGUUUGCGACAGGUUUUACUGACUCUGAGAAGAGUCUUCGCGAUUUGAAGCUUGUCAGUUCUGAGAUAAGUAACUGUCGAACCAUUCUCAGAUUUCUUGAUUAUGUGUCAGUUGCAAAGUAUGUUCUUUCCUAUAAAUUUGGUAAAAAUGAGAAAGACAAGUAUCUAAAGAUGAUAGGAAGAGCAAGCUGCAUUCUUGACGUUAUAUUUUAUCCGUUGGAGCAAGUUGCAUGGUUUGCAGAGAGAAAGAUUAUUAAAGUGAAUCCAGAUCCUUGGUCUGACGCAAGUACUGUAUGUUGGGUUCUAUCUUUAUACCUUGGCUUGAUGAAAGCAUUGAGGAGUCUGUCGCUUCUUGAACAACAUAAAAAGUGUUUAAAAACGACUGAUGCUGAUGUCGGAGUUUCCCUUCAAAGACUACUUGUUCAACAAAGAGGCUUGCUUCUGCUUGCUGUUCGCACAUCUUGCGAUUUGGUGUAUGCUGUUCAUUACUUGCCUGAAGGAUUCCUCUGGUCUACGAAACUAAAAACUUGGCAAGUUGGUGCUUUAGGAAUGGUUUCAGCUGGAAUUGGAAUUUUCCAGUCUCUCUCUUCAUGGACUAAAAUGCCUCCCUCUUAAAAAUAUUUUGGUUGGGUUCUUUAGAAAUUGAGUCUGUUCAUUGGGCUCAUUUAUCAUCUUUAUUGGGGUGUGGUGUAAUAAUUUGUAUGAAGAGUAAGGGGGAAGUAGAACAAAGCUCACAAUAAACCACCAUUCUCACGCUGACAUAGAAAAAUAUUGCCAGUGCGAGAGUGACUGUCAUUCCCCAUUUGCAUAUUUGUCAUUCAUCUUCUACAUUAAGUGUUGUGGCAGAUUCAGCGGCUGUGAAAAGUAUUAACAUGACUUUAAGGCAUUUAUAUUUUAGUAUUUGUUGGAGACUGCAAUCUUAAGCUAGCUUGUUUUUUAAUCAUUCAGAUAUUAUAUUCUGUUGAAUCUUAAAUAUUUUUAUAUUAAGAAAGCAAUUUUUAACAUAAUGAAAUUCUUUGUGGUGCCAUAUUAAAAUGAUGAAACUGUUACUGUGCUUAGAGGUUUGUCUCCUUUUACUUUUAUUAUUCAAACUGAAGUUUCAGGACAGAGGGUUGGAUUUAAAAAGAAAUUGACUUACUGUUUUCAACAAAUAUAUAGGCAUGGAUUUAUUAAAUAGCAUGUUUCCAAAUUCCAACAUAGAUCAUUUCAAAAGGCAUGUUUUGUUUUAUACUCGCUUUUUGUUGAUGUUAUUGUUUAAGUGUUGAAACAAGCCUUUGGAAAUUUUAUAGAACGCUCAGCAUUUCAAUUUUACAGUAAAAUUUAGACAACAGUCUGUUUUCCUGAAAAUACACAAGCUAUAAACAUAUCGCAUAUGCAAUAAUUACAGUAUUUUAUAAAAUCUAAGAAGAAACAGAACAGUAAAAACAACUAUAUAGUAAUAUUUAAAACAGCAAUAUUUUGUCUCUAGAAAGGUCAAGUAUAACAACAUGAGAGAUUUGUUUGUCUGUCCAUUCUUUUGCAACAUAUAAUUGGUUUUGGUGUGUCUGUCUAAAACAUAUACUUCUCACUACAGGAGUCACUACUUCAUGCUAAGUCAACAAGAAAAUAGUUCACAUUUCUUACUGCAGUAGAAUGAAAGUAGUGACAUUAAUGUAACCAUUUGAUACCCUGAUCAAUCAACUUCUCUCAGCUUCAUAAAGAAAAUAAAGUUUAUUUCUGUUUCUUAGGCAUUAAUUUUGAUUUCUAUAUCAUAGUUUUACUGUCAAGCCUUGAUGAGGGUUACUUAGCUUAGAGUCAUAGGACUCUUAGAUUAGACCUCAAAGAUUUCAACUGAAAAUACUUAUGUUCAGCAUUUCAACUUGCCCACUCAGUUCACACAGAAUUAAAUUUUGGUGUUGGUUGUAAA
This is a messenger RNA of Thrips palmi, 2203 nucleotides long. Its product is annotated as peroxisomal membrane protein 11C-like. The transcript has 4 exons. The coding region runs from base 199 to 912 and encodes 237 amino acids. Gene Ontology annotation, biological process: peroxisome fission. The record is from RefSeq and is a predicted model, not a curated record. NCBI's taxonomy places the organism in Eukaryota, Metazoa, Arthropoda, Insecta, Thysanoptera, Thripidae. Gene Ontology annotation, cellular component: peroxisomal membrane.